Molecule: messenger RNA, 1524 nt
Organism: Ficedula albicollis (Collared flycatcher)
Lineage: Eukaryota; Metazoa; Chordata; Aves; Passeriformes; Muscicapidae
Gene: TIMM44
Product: translocase of inner mitochondrial membrane 44
Exons: 13
Coding region: 280-1410 (376 amino acids)
Biological process (GO): protein import into mitochondrial matrix
Cellular component (GO): mitochondrial inner membrane
Molecular function (GO): protein-folding chaperone binding
Source: RefSeq, a predicted model, not a curated record
UUUGUGCGUCGCUGCUGUCCCAAAUUCGGGUGCUGGGAGCUCUUGGGUGCUUCCCUGAGCUCCUCCUGUGUUUUUUCCUUGCAGAAAUGUCUCCUCAGUGGGCUGUGGCUCCUCUCCAGGCGUUAUCCCAUCCCUGCCUUCCCCAGCAGUGCCCUGUACAGGAUCAGCAGCCCUGCCCUGGCCACCCCCCAGUCCAGAUGCUACUCCUCGGGAGGAAGGAAGGGAUUCAUCUCAGGUUUUGUGGAGAACAUCAAGCAGGAAUUAGCCAAGAACAAAGAGAUGAAGGAAAGCAUCAAAAAAUUCCGAGAUGAAGCAAAAAAGUUGGAGGAGUCGGAUGCUCUGCGGGAAGCAAGGAGGAAAUAUAAAACCAUUGAAUCUGAAACAGUGAAGACCUCAGAAGUGAUUAAAAAGAAACUUGAAGAAAUAACAGGGACGGUUAAGGAGAGUUUGGAUGAGGUCAGCAGGAGUGACCUGGGCAGGAAGAUCAAGGAGGGCGUGGAGGAGGCGGCCAAGACGGCCAAGCAGUCAGCAGAGUCUGUGACCAGGGGAGGGGAGAAGCUGGGCAGGACUGCAGCCUUCAAAGCCAUCUCCCAGGGAGUAGAAACCGUGAAGAAGGAGAUAGAUGAGAGUGUUCUGGGCCAGACAGGUCCCUACAGGCGCCCGGAGCGGCUGCGGAAGCGAACGGAAUAUUCCGGAGAGAGGAGCAAGGAGCAGCGAGUGUUCCAGGCCAACGAGGAGGCCAUGGGCAUGGUGCUGCAUAAAGACUCCAAGUGGUACCAGCAGUGGAAAGAUUUCAAGGACAACAACGUGGUUUUCAACAGGUUCUUUGAGAUGAAGAUGAAGUACGACGAGAGCGACAACGCCUUCAUCCGAGCGUCACGGGCUGUCACCGACCGUGUCACCGACCUGAUCGGGGGGUUGUUCUCCAAGACCGAGAUGUCGGAGGUGCUGACCGAGAUCCUGCGGGUGGAUCCCUCCUUCGACAAGGAUCGCUUCCUGAAGCAGUGCGAGCGGGACAUCAUCCCCAACGUCCUGGAGGCUCUGAUCUCCGGAGAGCUCGACAUCCUCAAGGACUGGUGCUAUGAGGCCACCUACAGCCAGCUGGCCCAUCCCAUCCAGCAGGCCAAGGCCUUGGGGCUCCAGUUCCAUUCCAGGAUCCUGGACAUCGACAACAUCGACCUGGCCAUGGGCAAGAUGAUGGAGCAGGGCCCCGUGCUGAUCAUCACCUUCCAGGCCCAGGUGGUGAUGGUGAUCAAAAACCACAAAGGGGACGUGGUGGAAGGGGAUCCGGACAAGGUGCUGCGGAUGCUCUACGUGUGGGCGCUGUGCCGGGACCAGGACGAGCUGAACCCCUACAUGGCCUGGAGGCUGCUGGACAUCUCCUCCUCCAGCACAGAGCAGGUGCUGUGAGCAGGGCAGGGCCCUCCCAACCAGCCCCCUGCCAGCAGCUCCAGGCUGGCAGUUGGGGAUUUGGGGAUUUUGGGUUCUCCCGAGCCCUGAGGAGUGGGGGCGGCUCCUGCUCGG